UGCUACACCUGCGGGUACUGCAGGCGGGAGUUCCGGUCGGCGCAGGCGCUGGGCGGCCACAUGAACGUCCACCGGAGGGACAGGGCCAGGCUCCGGCAGUGCUGCUCGGCGUCGGCAGCGCACCACCACCACAGCAGAGCUCCGCUUCCCAACCUCAACUUCUCGCCGCCGCACCGCGCCGCCGCCGCCGACCCCGUCAUCUACAGCUUCUUCUCGACGACGACGUCGACGACCACGUCGGCCGCCGCUGUGGCCACGAAUAAGGUGGCGGCACUUGAGGUGAGCUUGGAGCUCGGGAUUGGGGUCUGCGCCGGCGGCGGCAGCGGCCGUGGUGGUGUUGUCGUCGAGGAGGACGGGGUGGAUCUUGAGCUCAGGCUGGGGUGCACCUGGGAGUGA
Messenger RNA from Sorghum bicolor (sorghum), 396 nucleotides. RefSeq names its product zinc finger protein 11. Bases 61 to 396 code for a protein of 111 amino acids. NCBI's taxonomy places the organism in Eukaryota, Viridiplantae, Streptophyta, Magnoliopsida, Poales, Poaceae. The record is from RefSeq and is a predicted model, not a curated record. The transcript has a single exon.